Molecule: messenger RNA, 210 nt
Organism: Halteromyces radiatus
Lineage: Eukaryota; Fungi; Mucoromycota; Mucoromycetes; Mucorales; Cunninghamellaceae
Exons: 1
Biological process (GO): regulation of DNA-templated transcription
Molecular function (GO): DNA-binding transcription factor activity
Source: RefSeq, a predicted model, not a curated record
CUGUCCCUUCAAGAACGACGUCAACGUAACAAAACAGCAUCAGCAAAAUACAGAGCAAAGAAAAAUCAACAGCAUCACGAUAUGAGAUCAAUGAUUCAUUCUUUGACAAAAGAAAAUGAUGUUCUCCUUCGGCAGUUGGAACAAGUCAAAAUGGAAAAUCAACAAUUGAAAUCCACCUGUGAUAAGUUACGAAGUAAGAUGAUGGCUGAG